AAUACAAAGUAAUCGAUUUCAUUCAUUGAUUUUACAUAAGAUGAUUAUAAUAUAUUUACGCCAAAAUAAUCUUGAUCAUUCGAUUAAAUCGAACAGUUGAUAUUGUAAUUGUGUUAACGCAAUUGCAACAUGCAAUCUAUUUCCUCUUUUGACUAUGGAUCACUCUAGUGCAGUGUAGUGGAAACUUUUGCGCAUACAUGCAGUUGGUCAUAUAUAGCAGUUCGAUCAAGAUCAGAUGAUUUAUUUUAAAAUUCAGUAGUUCAUAUAUAAAUUAAAAUUUAAAAUCUACACUUUUUUUUAGACCAUUUGAUCAAGAUCGAAUAACUGUCUAAGUCUCUGAUGCUUGAAAGCGUCAACGACCUGACGAAUAUGAAUUCAAUUUCUUUUGACUAUAUAAUGUAAUGCAACAUGCAUGCCUUUACUACAAUUGGAAGGAAUAUCUAAGAGGGCACACAAUGCUACUCAUAAUCUCUUCCAUCUUUCUCAUCCUAUUUUUCCUAAUAAAAUGGUAUUCCAAUUCUACAAAAACCACAAACUCACCACCUUCUCCUCCAAAAUUCCCUAUAAUAGGAAACCUCCAUCAACUUGGCCUAUUCCCUCACCGCACAUUUCAAUCUCUAGCUAAAGAAUAUGGCCCUUUGAUGCAAAUCCAUCUUGGUAGUGUACCAGUUCUCUUAAUCUCAUCACCUGAAGCAGCAAGUGAGAUAAUGAAAACUCAUGAUCGCGUCUUUGCAAAUCGACCUCAAACUAAACUUUAUGACAUACUUUUAUAUGAUUGCAAAGAUGUUUCAACAGCUGAAUAUGGAGAAUAUUGGAGACAAAUAAGAAGCAUAUGUGUUUUACAUCUUCUUAGUGCUAAAAGAGUUCAAUCUCUUCGCGCCAUAAGAGAGGAAGAAAUUGGUUUAAUGAUGGAGAAAAUAAAGCAUUCUUCUUCCAUUUCAUUACCAGUGGAUAUAAGUGAGUUACUCUCCACAACUAUCAAUGAUAUAGUUUGUAGAGUUGCUUUGGGGAGAAAGUACGAGGGUGAAAGUCGAAAGGGAUUUAAGAAGUUGUUGAUGGAUUUUACUGAGUUACUUGGUACUUUUGUUGUUGGGGACUAUGUUCCUUGGCUUGAUUGGUUGACCAAUGUUUCUGGAUUUUAUUCAAGAGCUAAAAAAGUUGCUAAAAAACUUGAUGAUCUUUUGGAGGAUGUUGUUGAAGAUCAUAUAACUCGUCAGAAAGAAGGUAAUGAUGGUUUAGAUAGUGAAGACUUUGGUGAUUUUGUUGAUGUUUUGCUUUGGAUUCAAAGGACAGAGUCACUUGGUUUUCCUAUUGACAGAACAGUCAUAAAGGCUUUGCUACUGGACAUGUUUUCUGCUGGUACAGACACCAUAUCCACCUUGCUAGAGUGGGCAAUGACAGAACUCUUAAAACAUCCAAAUAUGAUGAAGAAAUUACAAGAAGAAGCAAAAAGUGUAGCUGGCGAUCGAACAAACAUAACCGAAGAUGAUUUGGGUAAUAUGAAAUACUUACAAGCAGUGAUUAAAGAAACACUACGAUUACAUCCUCCAAUUCCAUUACUAGUCCCACGAGAAAAUCGACAAGACAUCAAACUAAAGGGUUACCAUAUCAAAGCCGGAACACGAGUAAUUAUAAAUGCUUGGGCUAUUGCAAGAGAUCCUACAUAUUGGGAUCAACCUGAAGAGUUCAAGCCCGAGAGAUUCUUGAAUAAUUCAAUUGAUAUUAAAGGAAAUGAUUUCGAAUUGAUUCCAUUUGGAGCGGGGAGAAGAGGUUGCCCUGGGAUAGUUUAUGCUAUGGCUGCCAAUGAACUUGUGUUAGCAAACCUUGUACAUCAAUUUAAAUGGGAAUUACCUGAUGGUGUUGCAAGAUUGGAAGCUUUGGACAUGUCUGAAACAUUUGGUUUAACCAUGCAUAGAAAGACUCCUCUUUUAGCCGUUGCAACCCUUAAUUAGGGAAAUAUGGGAUGGGUGUAGGUAAUGGCAGGGGAACAUGUUUUUGGAUAUAGGGUGGGUGUGGUUAUUUUCUUUUUUCACUUUUUUGUCAAGUAUUACGGUGGUUAGAAUUCCACUUUUUAAAUGUAAAUAAGUGCAUGUACCAAGAUUUGAACUUCAAUCCUGGUAUGUUUCGCCUUGUCUGUGGUUUAAACAUUUUUAUGUCUCGUUGUAUCUUGCACCGUUAA
Molecule: messenger RNA, 2179 nt
Organism: Trifolium pratense (red clover)
Lineage: Eukaryota; Viridiplantae; Streptophyta; Magnoliopsida; Fabales; Fabaceae
Product: cytochrome P450 736A117-like
Exons: 2
Coding region: 402-1952 (516 amino acids)
Molecular function (GO): heme binding; monooxygenase activity; iron ion binding
Source: RefSeq, a predicted model, not a curated record